CCUCCGCUGUCGCCGCUCCGUCGCUGCUCCCAUCCGCUCCGGCUCUCUUUCUUUGGCACUGGGACUUCUCGCUUUAUCCUCCUGCUCCUCCGCGCCCACGACCCGUCCCGGAAUCCCCCCCUCGGAUGCCGCACAGCCUCACACCUUUUGGACCCGCACCCCGGCCAAUGCACGCCUGCAGCUCCACACGCAGGGAAAAGCAACACUACUCCGUUUUAAUCUGAUCCCACUGCGGAUUGACUCGAACCAGAGGCGGACCAGGGAAGCAGCCGGUCACUGACGGUGGCAAGGAUCUUCUAACGCCAUGCCGGUGCCUGACCAGCCUGCUGAGCAGGAAAAGGGGGCCAUGGUACCACCCGUGAUACCGUCCUCCAAUGGAGACAGAUCUGAGUCAGAGACCACCUCCUCCAUUUUGGCCUCUGUCAAAGAACAGGAGCUUCAGUUUGAGCGUCUGACCCGGGAGCUUGAAGCUGAGCGUCAGAUUGUCGCCACCCAGCUGGAGAGAUGCAAACUGGGAUCUGAGGCAGGAAGCAUGAGCAGCAUCAGUUCGACAGAUGAGCAGUUUCGUUGGAAUGCACAAGCAGAUGGACAAAAGGACAUCGAGGAUGAGUUGACCACCGGCUUGGAGUUAGUGGAUUCCUGCAUUCGCUCCCUCCAGGAAUCAGGGAUUCUAGACAGUGGUGAACGACCAGCUCUCCUUUCCCAGAGUUCCUUGCAGCUCAACUCCACCCCGGAGGCUUCGCUCCAGUACUCUGCCAGCUACCAUAGCAACCAGACCCUCGCCCUUAGCGACAGCAUCUCCGCAGCAACUCCUCAGCGCAGCGGGCAGGUUGGAGGAGCCGUGCACAGCUACAACCAGGUGACGUCGAGCCGCGCAGCACAGCAGCAACAGUCACAGAGUGGCACUGGUCCAGGUAUCUACUACUCUAGCUCCACCCUCCCAUCCCAGCGGGUCAGUUCUCCAUUAACCGGAGGGUCGGGAUCCCCUGGUAAGCUGCAGCGUUUGGGGUCCUCCUCAGAUUCUCCAGGGUACUCCACCACACAGCGCUUGCCUUCCUCCGCCUCCCCGUCCUCCUCUCCCAACAAGCAGCCAUCUUCCAAUCGCCUGGCCAAGUCGUUCAGCACCACCACUGCUGUGACUACAGGAGGCGGCGGUUCUCCCCUGAGGGUGGCAUCCCCACCCAGCUCAACCGCGGGGGGAGGUGGCAGCUCAUCUUCCCCUCUUCACCAGAUGAGUUCAGGAAUAGGCAGUUAUGCCACUUUGUCUCCAAAACGCCUGGCAGCUCACCACGCUUCAGACCAGUACAAGAUUUCUCACGAACUCUACGCCACAGCAACAUUGCAGAGGCCAGGCAGUCUGGCAGGAUCUCGUGGCUCCUACAGUAGUCAGCACAAUCAGGAACCCCUUCGGCCUUUGGGGUCGCCAGAGCACCUUAUAGAUCCCAUCUAUGAAGAGCGUGUCUACCACAAGGGCCCCAUGAGGAGCCUUAGCCAGAACCAAGGGCCUGACAGCGGCCCCUAUCGCAACAACACUGACCUGACCCAACGUGCCCAUGAGCAUGUGUUAAGUUAUGUCCUCUGUCCCUACUUUCCCCACGUAGCACCCUCCUCCCCUGGUGUCGACUCCGCCCCUCUGCAGCGCGCCGGAACUGGGAACUACAGCCGCGGGGGGAACAAUAACUAUGCCACAGUGGGACCCGGCUACACUUCCAGCGGAGGUGGAGACAUGUAUGGCUCUGACCCCUACGUCGCUGACCCUUACCGCACCCUCCAGUACUGCCCCUCCGUGGUGGAAUCACCUUACAGCAAAUCGGGACCCGCUCUUCCCCCUGAAGGGAGCCUGCAGCGAUCCCCUUCCAUCGACUCCAUCCAGAAAGACCCAAGAGAGUUCGGGUGGAGAGAUCCGGAGCUGCCAGAGGUGAUCCAGAUGUUGCAGCACCAGUUCCCAUCAGUUCAGUCCAAUGCGGCGGCGUAUCUUCAGCACCUCUGCUUUGGAGAUAACAAGAUCAAAGCUGAGAUCCGGAGACAAGGUGGGAUUCAGCUGCUGGUAGACCUGCUGGAUCACAGGAUGUGUGAGGUCCACCGCAGUGCCUGCGGUGCCCUCAGGAACCUGGUCUACGGCAAAGCCAAUGAUGAGAACAAAGUGGCCCUGAAGAACUGUGGUGGGAUCCCUGCGCUGGUCCGUCUGCUCAGGAAAACUGCAGAUGUGGAAAUCAGGGAGCUUGUGACCGGCGUGCUGUGGAAUCUCUCGUCAUGUGACGCUCUGAAGAUGCCUAUCAUCCAGGAUGCCCUCGCUGUCCUGACCAAUAGCGUCAUCAUUCCACACUCCAACUGGGACUCCUCCCCCAAUCACCAUGACGACCGCAAGCUACACCUCCAUACUUCCCAGGUGCUGCGCAACGCUACUGGUUGCCUGAGGAAUGUGAGCUCAGCAGGUGAGGAGGCGAGACGAAGGAUGAGGGAGUGUGACGGCCUGACAGAUGCUCUUCUCUACGUCAUCCAAACCUCUCUGGGCAGCAGUGAAAUUGACAGCAAGACUGUGGAGAACUGCGUGUGUAUCUUGAGGAACUUGUCAUACCGCUUGGCUGCCGAGACGUCACAUGGCCAGCAGGUCGGGCUGGAGGAGCUGGACGGCUUGCUCUGCGACGCCAACGGCCACGAUGGGGAGAGUUCUGGCUGCUGGGGGAAGAAGAAGAAGAAAAAGAAGGGAGCUGACCAGUGGGACGGCGUGGGUCCUUUCCCGGACACAGCGGAGCCCCCCAAAGGCGUUCAGAUGCUCUGGCACCCCACCAUUGUCAAGCCCUACCUGACCCUGCUAUCAGAGUGCUCAAACCCAGACACCCUGGAGGGAGCAGCUGGAGCCCUGCAGAACCUGGCUGCAGGCAGUUGGAAGUGGUCAGUGUAUAUUCGGGCGGCCGUACGCAAGGAGAAAGGACUUCCCAUCCUGGUGGAGCUGCUGAGGAUAGACAACGACAAGGUGGUAUGUGCUGUAGCUACUGCCCUGCGAAAUAUGGCCCUGGACAUCAGGAACAAAGAGCUCAUCGGAAAAUAUGCAAUGAGAGAUUUGAUCCACCGGUUACCAGGCAGCAGCAGCAGCAACAACAACGCCACCAGCAGUGGAACUGCUGGCAGCACAGGACCACCCAGCAAGACAAUGUCGGAUGAUACAGUCACUGCCAUUUGCUGCGCUCUGCACGAAGUUAUCACCAAGAACAUGGAAAACGCCAAAGCUCUUCGUGACGCCGGUGGCAUCGAAAAACUCAUCGGGAUUGCUCGCAGCAAAGGAGACAAACACUCGGCUAAAGUGGUGAAAGCUGCAUCUCAGGUGCUCAGCAGCAUGUGGCAGUACAGAGACCUGCGCUCGCUCUACAAGAAGGACGGCUACGCUCAGUAUCACUUUGUUGGGUCGGCGUCAACAAUAGAGCGAGACAGACAGAGACCCUACUCGUCCUCACGAACGCCCUCCGUCUCGCCAGUCAGGACGUCGCCAAAUAAUCGCUCUGCGAGCGCCCCAGCUUCUCCCCGCGAGAUGAUGAGUCUAAAGGAACGCAAGAUCGACUAUGAUUCCACGGCAACCAACGCUGGUUUCCAUAGCAACAAAGGAGAGCACACAUCCCGGAAAGACGGCAUGGCAGUUCAAGUGUCCUGUGGGACGUCCACGUUAUUCCGAAACUCUUACAUGACUGCCAGUGAUGAGCUGAAGCCAAAUCAGGCUCCAGUCCAGCCCUGCAUCGUGCCCCCCCAGCCUCAGCAGGAUAUCCCAUCAGCAGCGGUUCUAAAAGACUACGACCCCUAUCCCCCGCCCCCCUCCUUCCCCCAGCCUCUGCCCCCGCAGCCGCCACCUCACAGCCAGAGCCGGAGCUUCGACGAUGUCUACUACGAGGACCAGGGACCGCCGCCGCCUCCAUCUCAGCCACAGCCGCAGGUUCAGGCCCAGCCUCAGGCCCAACCCCAGCAGCCUCCGAGCACAACCGGACCACCGCGGGACCCUCGGGAGGACCUGCGCAUGCACCUGGGUCUCAAAUCCACAGGCAACUACGUGGACUUUUACUCAGCAUCGAGGCCAUACAGUGAACUGAACUACGAGACCAGCCACUACCCAGCCUCACCCGACUCCUGGGUUUAAUCGGACUACACUGACUGGGGACGGGGUCUUUGUGUGCGUGCAGAAUUGUUUAGUAACCUAUCAACAGCAGACCGACCAGGUGACUCGAUAUUUAAAGGUGUCGUCACAUCAUAUGGCAGGAUCAUUUGUGUUGUCUGGAACCGGGUCCACGUGCACAGUGGGGCUUAUCUAAACUUGUGUGGUCCUUCAGUCUAUUGGAGCUUUAGAGUGAUCAGCAUCACCUCAUGGUCUUUCAUUUCUACUUUCAUGUCCCCUUUGAUGAGAGUAGAUUAGAUCACAAUCUAUUUCUGAAAUGUCAUGUGGUUUUGCUUUGAUACCGGACGGAGGGACGACAAGCAAGUUUAGUUUGUGAUGACAAAAGUUCUUCUCAGACAAAGUAACAUGAGCACAAACACUGAUUUGACUUGUAGUAGAGAGUGUUAAAAAUGGAAAACUGUGAUGACAUACUCAACCUGGAUCAAGAUAUAUUCAAUAUAUUUAUAUAUGUGAAUAGUUAUUUGUCAAUGCUCGACAGCUUUUGUCUGUUCUCGUGUCCCGAGUAGAUAUCACAAGUUUGUAUGAGUCCCUGUGCACAUGUGAACUGGGCCACGGCAAAAGAGAGGUGGGGUUUUUUUCCUUUCUUUUUUUUUUUCUUGUUCAGACAGAUGGUGCAUGUGCAUGCCGACAUUUUCUUUAUCUUUCACACCGCAUCAUUUCUUGAUUCUCAGCUUUAUUGCUCCGCUGAAAGACAGGAAGCACAUGGGAUUUGAGACGAGAAAUUAAAAGGGGGAGAGAGUGUUUCAUGAGAGAGCGGAGAGAUCAAGGAAUUGCGAGGAAGUGGAUGAGCGAGAGCUCUUAAAUCUGCAGGUGGGGGAAGUGACCUGACCUUUUUGUUGGAGAAAGUGAGACAAAGAUGGCCUGACGGUCCUGGAGAGGGACAGCAAGAAUAAAAGCACAUUGGAAGAUGAAAGCACAUCAAGUGGAUCUUUUUUAUCGUUUCACCCAAAAACGUAGCACUGCUUCUAUGCCCUGGCUUUUUUUUUUUUUAAGUUGCGACGGCCUGUAGUCGUUUCAGAGGAAUGUCAUCACAGACUUUUUCUGUCGUCAUUUUUUUGCAUCGGUUUUAUUUUUUUACUUUUCUACAACCUUAAAGAGAAGUCAUUGUUAUUUUUCUGUACACAGUUUAAAGGAGAUUACAGAGGUUGUGUAUAUUACACACGCCACUUGUGAUUGUUUUCAACCAACUGACUGACUUUAAAAAAAAAAAUGUGAGAGACACAAGAAACAGCCAACGACACCAGUGAACAUUAAUUUUCCUCAUUUGAUAAGGGGUUUUAAUGUUUUUUUUUCUUGUGAAUAUUGUGAAAAGCAGUUUCCCGCUGACGCUACAUCAUCAUCCUCACCCUCAUCAUCAUCACUGCCUAAAGAACGCACAUCUGCCCAAACCGCACUCAUGUUCCAAGACAGCAUUUAAAUUUGAGUUCUUCAAGAUGCCGCACCUAUUUUCCUCCACAUGUCUAUGGUUCAAGCUGACUGGUGAAGAUCAGACUUCCUUAGCGAUGGGAUCAUGAGGUUUCGUGAAACACUGGCCUCAUUUUCAGAGACCACUAGGUGGCACUGGUGGCUCUCAAAUAUUUGGCUUUGAAGAAACCCUUUUUUUAAUGAGAGCGCCACCUGCUGAGCUCUGAGAACACUGUUUCAUGAAGCCUCAUCAGCCUAUGAUGAGAUUUAAGAGUCCACAAGAGGACUCGAGGUUAAACAACUGGAGCUUUAUGAGGAUAAUUAAUCACACAUUUCACUGAAGGUAAUCGAUGCAAGACCUCAACCUUGCCGACUUCAUACUUGUAGCUUCUUGUUAAGCUUGCCUGGACUGGCAGAGCAAUUCAUCAUGGGGAAACACUUUUAUUUUGAGAUUGUCAUUUGAACCAUUAGAAAUGUAGCUGCUGCAGUCGGCUAAUAUUUGGAAAAGAAAAUGUGAGCAACGACUAAACAUGAAUAUUCUGUGGUCAAUUCAAAUUGUGCCAUGCCUCAGUAUAAUCCAUUACUUAGUACUGUGGAAUGUGCAUUUUAAGCCCUCAAAUUCACAAUGAGCCUUUAGAGAUCACACCGUCACUGGAGAAGCACUGAGACAGCACAUCCCUCCGCCAAGGAGGUCAUUUCACAUGACUUUUAGAAACACAGCAGAAAGCCACAUCAAUAGAAGAACUUCUCUGAUACAAGAAUUGUGUUGACUCAGGGCAAGAGAAGAGGUUCCCUCACCAGGGACUCAAAUCCGGGCCUUUGAAGUAGGAAGGUGAUUGUGGUUUAUGAUAUCAAGAUUUCAGUUGUUUGCUCGCUCAGAAUGCAUCUGCCGAGGAGCACCAGUUGGAAGUCAUACAUGUGAGCUCAGCAUCCUGAGUAAAUUCAACAUCAUUCAAAAACUUUUUUUCUUUUGCUGGAGGCUCCAACAUGCAGAACUAGUGACAGGAAAAAUCCGUGAAACAUAAUGGCUCCAGAGACUAAGAAGUUGAUACCGCGCUACUUCUAUGCACUUAGUCAUGUGAUUUAAUAUCUUCUCACACACAGUUGAUGCCACUGAUCAGCUAAAAGUAAAAGGAUUCGGGGGGAAAAGUGAAGGGUCUUGAAGAACUUGAGUAGAAAACUAUUGACCAUGUGACCACCUGGAUGACUGACCACGGACACACCUGUGAAUAAGAACCAUGCAGCAGACCGAGCAUUCGACCACUUCUGGAGUGAAACGGAUGGGACUUUGUGCCAAACUUUGACUGUACCAGUCCUGCAGGACUAUUAGGGGACACUCUGUCAAAGUUUACAGACCACACGACUCCCUCAGCUGUUUGUAACUUUGAUUUCUAUUGUGUUCUGGUUAGGUGAUACCCCUGGGGAUCAUAGGUAAAGUCCCCUCCCAUAGAUGUACAGUACUGACCUGCCUAUCCUGUGUAGGUACUGUGUGUGUGUGCGUGUGCGCUUGUGUGCGUGGGUGUGUCUGGGUGAGUGUGUGAGUGUACAUAAAUGUGAGCGAAUGUAUUUAUGCAUGCAUGUGUGUAGUAGUGUGCGUAUGCCUCUGUUGUGUGUAUGUGUGGGUCUGCGUUCCUGUAUAAAUCGAUGUCCGAUCAUGGCAUUCCUACUGACGAGAAUUUUAAGGAGAACAACGAAGAUAAAACUCACUCGACUGAACUGUUGAUAUAGAAUGACAAAUCUAUAAAUAUAUGAAUAUAAAUAUAUAUAAUUUUUAUGUGCCGAUGUCAAUGUCACUUAACGCAACCAGAGAACAACGUGGUGAACGACGACAGGACUAUUGUUAGCUCGAUUUAAAUGUGGAAACUGCUGGUCGGGCCAGGCCCCACCCACCGACCCAUCCACCCCGCUCCCCCUCCACCCA
This is a messenger RNA of Synchiropus splendidus (mandarinfish), 7487 nucleotides long. It is a transcript of the gene ctnnd2a, whose product is annotated as catenin (cadherin-associated protein), delta 2a. Gene Ontology annotation, cellular component: adherens junction; nucleus; cytoplasm. Bases 305 to 4126 code for a protein of 1273 amino acids. The record is from RefSeq and is a predicted model, not a curated record. Gene Ontology annotation, biological process: cell-cell adhesion; dendritic spine morphogenesis; cell-cell junction assembly. The transcript is spliced from 25 exons. Gene Ontology annotation, molecular function: cadherin binding. Lineage: Eukaryota; Metazoa; Chordata; Actinopteri; Syngnathiformes; Callionymidae.